UAUUAUUCUAUAAACCAAAUCACACGGCGUCUUCAUGGGUAAUUGGAUCUGAGGUCUUGUCCUGGUUCCUCCGUCACGGCGUCAACACAGCGAACCACACCGGAGUCAACUGCACUACGAGGAGUCGUCGUCCUCGAUCUCGCCCUCCUCCCUCUCCUCCGCGCCCGCCGACGCGGGCCGUGUCUCCGUGUCCUCGGCCAUGCUGCCAACUGCAGCGAUGCGGUCUGGUGUCGGCGCCGACGGAGUUCCCGUCUUCUUCCCUGCAUCGCGAGCGCAGUGCCGGCCUGCCUACGUCGGGGUUGCUCGCCACAUGGCCGACCCGGAGGUGGAGACGCUGCGACCAGGUUCAUUACCAAGCCGCAUCCCUGAACCUCCAUAGCGAGCGCUGUAGAUGCAGUACCGCCGCCGUAUCCCGCCCCCAUGAUCCAAACGCGCAGGCCAGAUCCGCCGCCGCCGGGAGCAGCACAGAGUCGUGGUCGUGCACUACCAUACAGCCUCAAUGCAUCAACCCCGGCCAUCUCUACGUGGGACGACUAUGCCUCGUCAUAGAUGACCUCCAACACCGUCCUGCUGCCCAAAAAGGAACGAAGCAUCCGGCUCUCAGACGACUUCCCCUGCCCCCGCUAAGAUCGCCCCUUUUAAACAGCUGAGCGGCAUCGCUCUUAUGGUCUCCGCCAUCAGCUUCGUGUCUCACCCUUUGGUGACCUCAAAAUCACAUGCGUAGUAUCAGUAUCAUAGUUGUAAUUACCAAUCCAUACAAUUGUUAUUAUUUCGCUGUUAUUUGCAGAUCUAUUAUCUGUGUGAUAAAGUUGGCUGGGUACUUUGGCCACUUUCACUGGAAAUAUCAAAGAUAGAAAGGAGCAUAUAUGGUUUCAUGCCUCUCAUGUUUCGGUACUGUACCUACAAAUUUUUAGAUAUACAUUGGACUAUGACAUAGUAUUAAAGUGCACCACAUUGACUAUAUCAUUGCCUCCAAAUGGUUACUUGAUCUCUGUAUUAUAGUUGAUGGUGUAAUCGAUGUUUCAGCUGGAUGUAUAUCUGUUACAGUCACUGGUUAUGAAAGCUUUUGAUUUGCUUAGUAACUUUUGCUGUAGAUUCUAGGUUUGUUUUGUCAGCUAACAGGACCUUCCAUACAUUAACAAAUAUAUUUUAGCUGAUUGUUACCUACUUGACUUCAUUUGGCCACACCAGCAAGUUACAUAUAUAUGUUGACUCCUGCAUGAAUGACAACAAUGUAUUGGCAUCUACCUGCUGAUCACGAGUUCACGACUGAGAUUCGAGAUGGAUAAGGUAUCCCUUCUUAACACGAAUAUGUGUUGUUUUCCUAAAAGAAAAACUUGACAGUUCAAACAUAGUUUUUAUAUUUACAGUUAUGCAAAUUAUGUUGGGAUCUCCUUAUUCUUAUGCUUUGUUAUUCAGGACACUGCCACUUUAGAUCAUCUUUUAAUUUUCUUUAUCCUGAACAUCUAUUUCAAUGUUGUUUCUCAGCCAUUGGUGUAGGUCAUUCAGAACCCACUCCAACAUUUGGUCGGGUUUGUUAUGUCUUUGCGUCCAUUUAAUUAGCCACUUGAGUUUUUCAAGUUAUCAUGCAUGUAUUACUGGAUAAUUCAUCACACUUUUAAUCUAUUGUAGACUAAGGAGAUUUAUGCUACUACCCCAUAAGUAAUACUUCAAUGGUGAGCUACCUUCUGCAUUGUAGAGUUCUCUUUUUAAGAAUGAAUUGUCGUCGGGCAAACUGAAUAAAAUACUGUAGAGAACCGCGACAGCAAGGGUCUUCUCCUUUGCCAAGAGGUUAUUUCCACUACAGGGCUCCUGGUUCCAUGGCGUUCCUUAAGUCUUUGGUGGGCAUACUAAAAGCUGGCUUUGGAAGUCUCUUGCAAGCUCAAGUGCUCAGUUGUAAGGAACGCAGCCAAAGGAACACCGACACCCGUAAGAAACUGAAGACAAAAGACAUAAUUGGAUCAAAAUCUUAUUUGCAACUAAGUUCUGAGAAGAGAAACUUGGAAACUGGAGAAGAGUCAGAUUGUAUUGCUCUGUGGGAACUCACCCACACGAAGAAUGAAACAUGGUCUAACACAGAGUCCCAGUAUGUUUACGUACCCAUGCGUACUCGUCAACCUCGCAAUCCCAUGAGUUGAUGAAAUGAGCUCUAGAGAGCAAUGAUGAUUUGGGAUCCCGUGGAUUGUCCUUACCACCGCUCCUUUCGCGUAAAGACUUCGCGUAUGUCUCCUACAUGGCCCUCACAUAGUUAUGGCUUAUUGUUCAUUAUGUAUCAUUUGCCCAUAUUGCCAUAUUCACUUUGCAUGCUAUGCUCAUUCCUAUGCCUUUGCCAUGCACUUGUGACCCAUGCUGCAUUACACAUGAUGAUUGAUUCUAAUACUUGUAUGUGUAUUUGCAAGCUUGGUGGAGAUAUUGCUUCUUAUUGCCAUGUUUGCUUUGUGCUCAAUACCUAUGAUAAUACUUUGAUCUCGCUUUGUGUUAGUGCUUUCCAUAUGUCAUGUGCAUUGCCUAUGCCUCUAGUGUGUUGCAUCUUCGCUCCACUGAUUUGCACGACAUGAUUGAUAUGCUUGCUUCGUGUAGUGCAUCACCCAUUAUUCACACUUUCUCAUGUCAUGCGGUUGAUAGCCACUAUUGCCAUGCUUUGCAUAUGAUUGCUAUUGCUUCUUGUCAUAUAUCUCCAUGUGUUGCCUCUCUCAUGCUAAAUAAUUUUUCAUGUAUUGAGUGUAACAAUUAUUCUAGUCUUGGUAAUGAGAUUGCCCCCAUAGCAUUUUCUCUCUUAUAUAUAUAUAUAUGGAGAUUUUGACAUAUUUCUUGUAAAGCAUGCUUGUCUUACUUCUUUGCACCAUAUGCCUAGUGCCAUGAGUAUAGCCAUUGCAUCAUAUUAUUUAUGCACUUUUGCUUCUAAUGGUUAUGUGCAAGAGAAGAGAACCAUCAUGAUGAAUGAUGUGUUUAUCUAUCAUGCGCAUACGCUCUUUGUUUUGUUGUGUGCAUGUGUAGGAUACUUGGACUUCGUGUCGACUUCCACUUCAUGUGAGUUGACAAUUCGAGCUCUUGAGAGCAAACCACCUUCUACCACGACGAGUCUACCUCGCACCUACUUGUACUUCGACAUUGUGAAGGACGCACAAGCACAUGCUUUCGAGGUGAUAUCCUUCUCUUUCGAGAAACACAAAACCAUGAGCAUGGAUAUUGUGGAUCACACUACUUGUGUUACUUUCACUAUGAGACUUAUUAGUCAUCUUGGACUACUUGAUUGCACACAUGUUAGAGAUAGUGCUUUCAUUCAUGAUUUUCACAUUGCUAUGCCUCAUGACAUAUAUGCCUUGUGUGUUGCAUCCAACUUGUUCAUUAUUUGCUCCUAUCAUAUGUUUGGUUGCAACAAUGUCAUUUCUUCACGUACGCCAUGCACCUUUGAUUGUCACAUGAUUGAAUUGAUUGCCUCACACAUGUUGAACAUUUGCUCUUUUCAUUUUGUUGAGUGCCACGAUAUCUUCACUACACCCUAUGAACAUUAUGCUUGGAUUGUCUUGCACUUGCCCCAUGUGUUUAGACACAUCAUUAUAUUUGGUGUUAUGGAUGAUUCUUAUGCCUAUCAUAGACCUUUUGUUGAGCACUUUGCACAUUCUUGCUAUGACCUUGAGGUAGAUACUUGUUCACUCGUCAAACAUAUUUGCAUCUCUACCUCCCAUUUGCAUGCUUGUUUCCAUGAUGUCCUUGAUUGUGCUCAAUUUAUAUGCUUAAAUGCCAUGCCACACUUUGUCAAACCAUAUGCUAUGCUUGAUGACGACACUUGUUGGGUGAAUCACCUCUUGAAUGCUUGAUUUUGCACUAACGCUAACCACAUUUGUUUUUCCAAGUGUUUGUUGUCUUUGCUCCUUUUGAAGGAAUUACAAGACGGUGUGACAUUGAAGAGUGCCCAUUUCAAGCUACAAGAUGAUGAUUGCUUGGUGAUCAUCAACUUCUACACGGCAACAUCAUCUCUUUCUGUAGCGACCCGACCUCAAACGGUCAAGCCUCUGUGUAUCUGUGCCAUCUAUGGAUCAGUAUGCUGGCACACACAGUACAUCAAUGUAUAUAUCAAAAUGCAAUCACAUAUAUAAAUAACGUAAAGCUGAUAUAUACCUCAUAAGUCUUAGCGGAAA
Molecule: messenger RNA, 4142 nt
Organism: Aegilops tauschii subsp. strangulata
Lineage: Eukaryota; Viridiplantae; Streptophyta; Magnoliopsida; Poales; Poaceae
Source: RefSeq, a predicted model, not a curated record